Molecule: messenger RNA, 3270 nt
Organism: Poeciliopsis prolifica (blackstripe livebearer)
Lineage: Eukaryota; Metazoa; Chordata; Actinopteri; Cyprinodontiformes; Poeciliidae
Gene: dyrk4
Product: dual-specificity tyrosine-(Y)-phosphorylation regulated kinase 4
Exons: 14
Coding region: 359-2230 (623 amino acids)
Biological process (GO): peptidyl-serine phosphorylation; peptidyl-threonine phosphorylation
Cellular component (GO): nucleus
Molecular function (GO): ATP binding; protein serine/threonine/tyrosine kinase activity; protein serine/threonine kinase activity
Source: RefSeq, a predicted model, not a curated record
GCCCUGCGCGCCGGCCGCGCAUCAACCUCUCCUCUCUCACAAAGCGCCUCGGUCAUAAUAGGCUGGUUGGAGGUGGACGGACUUUCAAAAACAGACCUAUAUCGGUCCAUCCCCAGCUGUCAGCGGGAACCCGAACAGGUGGCUCCUCCGGGCACCCGUCGACAGCUUGUCGCGCUCGCUAAUCUCCGUUGUGACGACAGCGCAUUACCCGGUGCGCGUAAAACCGGGAGUGCGGGAGGUUUGGGUUGGGAUUGUCAUCAGUCACCAGGAUUUUACUCAUCGCUGCGGAUUCACCACAAAGACAGAUUUCUGGACAGUCUGCACCUGAGCUGGAAAUAAUGACUCUUCAUUGGAUUUUAUGAAGUUUGAGCUGCAAAGUCUGAGAGGAAACAUGUUGCCAGAAAUAAACAACAGGGCGUCUCGGCCAGAGGCGUUCCCUCACCCCCACCGACUCCCAGUGGAGGGCAGCCGCAUCGGACUAAACCGACCCUGCUCACAGAAGUUCAGCUCCGGUUUGGGGUCCCUGCCGCAGCUGGAGACGCCGGUGGUCCAGGUUGUCGUCAGCAACGCCAAAAACCAGCAGCAGCAGUCGGACAGCGUCCUGCCGCAGAUCUCCAACAAAGGAGGUCAAAACAACUACCAGACGGUCGAGAGGUCAAAGUCAACUCAGCAGUUCACGAUGCGUUACGGCGCAGCGACGGACAAGGCGGCCAUGUCGCGUAACGGGAAGGCGCUUGGAAACAAGGUGGAGAAGGAGCGAGCGUACGAAGGGCAGCGGCUGCCCAUGUCGCCUGCAGAGGCGCUGAGUAACUUCCGGGAGCGGCUGACGGAGUUCGAGCAGCAGGAGGUCAGCGACUUCGCCGAGGUCUGGUUCCUGGGUCUGGGCUCGCAGAAGAUCGAAGGCUCCCAGGGAGCGGCGCAGAACAACGGAUACGACGACGAACACGGGAGCUACGUCCGGGUGCUCCAUGACCACAUCGCGUACCGGUUUGAAGUUCUGGAAGUGAUCGGGAAAGGUUCCUUUGGCCAGGUCCUAAAAUGUCUGGACCACAAGAACAACGAACUCGUCGCCAUCAAGAUGAUUCGCAACAAGAAAAGAUUUCAUCACCAAGCUCUAGUGGAGCUGAAGAUUCUGGAAGUGAUAAAGAAGAAAGACAAAGACAACCUGCACAACGUGAUCCACAUGAAGGAGCACUUUUACUUCCGGAACCACCUCUGCAUCUCCUUUGAGCUCCUCGGAGUGAACCUUUAUGAGCUGAUAAAAAAAAACAACUUCCAAGGCUUCAGCCUGGCGCUGAUCCGGCGGUUCGCCCACGCCCUGCUGCGCUGCCUGCAGAUGCUGCACCGGGAGAAGAUCAUCCACUGCGACCUCAAACCGGAGAACAUCCUGCUGUCUCAGCGAGGGCCGGGGAACAUCAAGGUGGUCGACUUCGGAUCGAGCUGCUACGAACAGCAAAGAGUGUACACCUACAUCCAGAGUCGCUUCUACCGCUCCCCAGAGGUCAUCCUGGGUCACCCCUACAGCAUGGCCAUCGACAUGUGGAGCCUGGGCUGCAUCCUGGCGGAGCUCUACACUGGCUACCCGCUGUUCCCCGGGGAGAGCGAGGUGGAGCAGAUCGCCUGCAUCAUGGAGGUUCUCGGGACGCCUCCGAAUGAUUUUGUCCAGUCGGCAUCAAGGAGGAAAUUAUUCUUCGACUCCAAAGGAAACCCGAGGAACAUCACUAACAGCAAAGGGAAGAAAAGGAAACCCGACUCCGUCGAGAUGUCAGCGGCGCUGAAAACCAACGAUCCGUUGUUCCUGGACUUCAUCCAGCGCUGCCUCGCUUGGGAUCCAGCGAAGAGGAUGACUCCCGAUGAAGGGCUGCAGCACCAGUGGAUCCUGGAAGGAAACUUCAACAAACUGAGAUCCAGAACCAAGCCGACAGCGAAGAGCUGCAGCAGCGCAGACAGACAAGCAAACAGCAGGCCUGGUGAGAGGAACGCGCGCUGGGGAAUAAACGCAAAACAAUGCACCAGUACACCGGAGAAGGUCGGUGCAGAACAUGGCAGCAAUGACAAGCUGAAGAGGGGCGGCUCCGAGGUCGGAUCAAAGAUGGCGUCCGGCGAACGCCUGCGGCCCCUCGGCGCCUCAGCGGAGGAGGAAGUGUGUGAAAGCGAAGGCGGUGAGCGGCCGGUCCACAUCGUCAUCAAACCUCAAGAAGAAAUGAGCACAGAGCGGAAAGACGGCUAGCAGGCCUGGAGGACCGGGAUGCCUUCAGGGCCGCUGGGAAAUACGGAUGUUCUGGUCCUGACUAACAGGAAGAAAACCUGAAUUCAGUGAAGUGGUUUUUUUUCUACAUGAUGAGAGAAACUCAGGAGAAAAAACAUCAACGACGACAGACAUCUUCUGGUUUUGGUAGCUGGUCAGAUUUAAGUUUCAUAGAAAUCGUGAUCCAGUUUCAUUUCAUCACAUCUGAAUCAUGAAACUUUAUUUACUACUUAUUAGAGUUACGGCAGCAUCUGGACCUGCCUGAUAUCAUUUCUAGAAUCAAAUCUUUGCUUCAGAAGAACGAAAGCUGGAAAACGUAGAAAAUUUCCUACUGCUGCUUGUUCAUUUCUCCUCAUGUUAGUGUGAAAAAGCUGAAAUAUUGAGUUCAAUAACGGCUGAGCCAAAUGAUUUUUAUCAUGACAGCAAAGAAACAUUUAUCAUACAUUUUAAUUGAUUAAGUUGAUAACUUGUGUUAUUAUUUAUUGUGGAAUAGUUUGUUUCAUUGAACUAAACCCUGAAAUGUGGAUUUUUAAAGAGAAUCUAUUGUAUAUAUUUCUGCUGUCUUUUCUUAUAAAUAUGUAAAAUGGAGCAGAUUUUAAAAUUAGACAAGGUUCUACUUGUUGUGUUGUUACUGAAUGCUCACUUUGUAUGUCCGUUAUUCCUAAUAUUUUUAUAUUAGAAGCAAAAAGACAAUCCUGUUAUUGAUAGUUUGUGCCUUGCAGUAUUAGAGAUCCAGCACUUUAUUGUUGCUUUGUUGACAUUUCCUGUCCAGAUUUGUGCCGUUCUGCCAGGAUCCCUUUUAUUUAUCAGAAAGAUUCUCCAACUUUAUUGGUUGCUAAAAAUUCAUUUAAACUGAUUUUAUUUGUUGUUGUUUUUUUUUACAGAUCCAGCUUGUAGAAAAGCACAUAUCAAAAUAUAUGGGCUAAAUAAUUUAAUCCUUAGAUGAAAGAAAGAAAGUCAUUUCUAUGUAUUUUAUGCUGCAAUAAAUGUUGUUCAAAAAGCAUUUUGUUUCAAUAAUUUUA